AUGCAGACUCCCAAUGCAGCGUACGCACACGCAGUACACCUACGCGCCACUUUGAGAGCAGCACAAACAAGUCUGUCCAUCUUUCGCCGCCGGCGCACUGAGGUUCUUUCCGUUCGAUGUCGAUGGAAUCGAGACUGCAUUUCAAGGCUCUUCAAUGCAAGGGCGCUUCACUCACCGGCAGAGGAAGAUGUGCUUGUCCGCCUGCUGAUACAGGAUGCCUUUAAGCCCGCCUCUACAGCAUCGCUCUCCAAGGGCUACAGUCAUGCCGCGAGCGAUAACGAACACUCGCACUGCAAGGCUGCCGACACGGAGAGCAAAAGCUGUCGCUUCUCACAAUGCGAGACUCACGCCACCGAAGACCGAAGCGCUGGCGCCACACUCGUGGCGGACGUAGAGCGGCUGGGCGGGGGUAGGCUGCCCACGGCCGACAUGGCACCUUGUCCAGGGGUGCCCGCCCACGCGCAAGAGGGUCUCAAGUGGAGCGGCAUUUCUGGGUUACCUCCCCCUGUUGACGAAUCAGUCGCCUCCGUCACCGAUUCACGGACGCAUAACGCAGCAGCGGAGCCGUUUGCCACCAUCCGUCGAGGGGAGUGUGGCGAGAACGUGCCGCGUGCGUUGGAGUGGUUGUGCGCUGCUUGUCGCACAUACAACUCGCUGACCUCUUCUUCUGCGACGUGCCACAUGUGUAAGGCGUCAGCGACCAUCUCGUACCGGUCUGCGUUCCCGCCGUUGCGCCACGUCGCCAUAAUGCCCACUACGUGGCUGUGCCAGCACUGCUCUCACACCAAUGAUCAGGCCAGUGCCUCUGCACAGCCAAAGACGGACCGCGCCAUUGUGGCCUGGCGGCAACGGGCAAAGUUCAUGUGUGACCAGUGUGGUGCGCCUUUUGGCGGUGUCCAGAAUUGGGUAUGCCCGACCUGCGACCAUUUCUGCCCCAGAGCGGCGACACAGUGCCCCUCAUGUUUUGCGGGGCGCCCGCUAUCGUGGACCUGCCAUUGCUGCGAAUGCGGCGUCCAAAACAGCAUAUUUUCCUUGAAGUGCCGUGGGUGUGGUCACGAGCAACAGCAACAGUUCUCCAACUCUGUUGUUCGAUGCCCAACGUGUCGCGACUGGAACGACGUCCGGUGGGAACUUUGCGCCACCUGUUGCGCACCUCUGGACGCUCUUGCGCUCGCGAGGGGGAAGAGCCCCGGAUCUACGGAGGCAACUCUGACUACGCCCCCACGUUCAGAGAGCGCCCACGUUGACACCGCCAGCAUGGAACUCGCUCCUGACUCUGCGGGGAUGCUUCACUCAAAAACCGUCGUCAAGGCGGCCGGGCUUCUUCAAGACGUGCGGCCUCCAGGGACCGCAACCGCAGCGGGGGGUUCGCUUCAUGAUGCUGACGACCCGACCCUGCUUUCGCCCUCGCCAUCCUCCUCACCGAAGCACGAGAAUGAGGAGCAGCCUCGGGUGGCGACGAAACUGCCUGACAACGCGUGGUGGUGCUACACCUGCAACGUGAUGCAUCGCCGCAACGUCACCUUCUGCGAUAUUUGCCUCCAGCCACGCGAUGCUAUGCGAGUCAGGAGCAAGACGGAGCUCACCGCGCUGCGAGCCUCUUCCAUCUUUCCGACCGCAGAGGUGGCAUCCACCACCUGUUCCAGCGAUCCUGCGGCGCUCAAGGAUGGAGCUGACGUGACCGUUAUGCCAGUGACUUCGGAAGGAGACUGGCAAUGCCCAUAUUGCCGGAAGCUGCUCCGCGUGUCGCAACAAGAGUGCUGUGGGCACAGACGGGAGGUGCCCUACGGGUACUGGCUGUGCGAUCACUGCUGCAGCACCAACCGCCACGAUCGUAGUGUGUGUCUAGGCUGCGGUGAGCAACAGAAGCACGUUUGCCCGUGGACAUGCCAGGAGUGCGAGUGGCGUAACGAUGCUACCAACGUGGUGUGCUUGCAGUGCGGUAUGCCGCGCGCGGCGUGCACCAUGGCGGACAGAGGUACCCCAGUCUCGAGCAGCAGCGAUUCUAGCACGACCAUUGCAUGCGCUGUCUGCGGUGCCCCGAACCACUUUGAAAAAUCCGCCUGCUACCGCUGCCGUGCUCGCUUGCGUGACGUGGAGUGGACGUGCGACGCAUGCGGUCACGGCCAUCGUACCCGAAACGCAUCGCGCUGCGAAGAGUGCGGCGCGAUGCGACAAUUUGACCUACGCGAAGAAGUGUGGCUGUGCGAGGUGUGCUCAACCCCGGUCUUUUCGGGUGGCGAAAUUCCUGUCCGCACGCACUGUCCCAAGUGCAAUGCACAGCGGGCACUAACAGCGACACACUAUCCUUCUCGGUGGAAGUGUACGUGUGGCCUCUUCAACCGCUCGCGUGUUACCGAAUGCCCCGAGUGUGGCGCACGGCGGCGCCUCGAGUCGCUUGACACAACCGCGACUUGUCCCCGGUGUUUUCGUGACACGCCGAUAGACGUCCGGGAGACGUGCAUGUAUUGCAGUGCAUCCUUGAUUGACUGCUUCUCGAGGUGGGAGAGCAACAUCACCCCCUUGGCGAAACCUGUCGAGGCGGCAGAGGCGGAUGCGAUGCCUGACUACGGCGAUGAUGACACUAUCACAGCUUAG
This is a messenger RNA of Leishmania braziliensis MHOM/BR/75/M2904, 2598 nucleotides long. RefSeq lists its product as hypothetical. The coding region runs from base 1 to 2598 and encodes 865 amino acids. The record is from RefSeq and is a predicted model, not a curated record. The transcript has a single exon. Lineage: Eukaryota; Euglenozoa; Kinetoplastea; Trypanosomatida; Trypanosomatidae.